AUGAUUCCAUUCUUUCAAGAUUUUGGUCGCGCAAUUGACGGAUAUUUCUUAGAAGGACAUUCAGAAAGUGAAGAUGAUGAUAUUGAAGAUAUAUAUGGUGAUGCAAAACUAUAUACAAAGUCUGAUGUUCUUGAUGCCCUUAAUGGAUCAUUCUACAAAUACUUAUUCUUUACAGAUAUAUUCCCUUGUUCAUACCCUCUUUCUAAAUCUUCGGAUCUUACAUUCCAAAUCAAGCUCAAAAAUCAAGAACAAUUAUCAUUCAUCGUAACAGAAGAUAAUGUAUCAGUUGCAAAUGAUAUCGCUUUAAAAUACAUUGAUACCUUUACUAUAUUCUCUCUUAGUAUGACAAUUACUUUGCAUCCAAGAGAAGUUGGAACAAUUGACUCUUAUCAAGUUGGUGUCAGUUCAAUAUUCGAGUUUUACUAUGGUACUAGUAUCAUUGUUUGGAAGAACUUGCACGAGCGAUCAAUCCUCUAUUCUAAAAAGCCAACUUCUGGAUUAUUGACACAGUGGACGAUUACAUCAGCCGCAUUCAUUGUUACGUUUUCUCUUAUCUGCUGCAUCAUUACAGUAAUCUCUCUUAUUCGAUUUUACCAAACAGCCAAGCAAAAAGCAUUAAAAGAAAGAACAUCAGUUCUCAAAUACUUCAGGAUCAAAUUAGAUCCUUGGGAACCAAUUUCCUUCUUAUUAGAUGCAUGUUCUGUUAUUUGUGUCUCCAUUUUUAUCAAAUACAGCAAAGAUAUAAACGAUAGCUUACCGUGGCCGAUGUUUUUACUCAGUGCUUCAUCAUUUGCACAUGUAUUUGUCUUGUUUAAGUACUUCAGACUUGUUCCUUCUCUUUAUCUUAUUGUUAGAAUGCUUGAACAAGGAAUUGGCCCUGUUUUCAAGUUCUUAAUUGGCUGCAUGCCAUUCUUCUUUGGAUAUAUUUAUGUUGGUGUUUGCUUAUUUGGAUGGUACAGCCCUCAUUAUACAUCACCAAGACAAGCAGCGAAAUUAUUAAUUUCAGCUUGUAAUGGUGAUUACCUUCUGGAUGGAUAUGAUGAGAUGGCUUAUGGUGCUGAUAAGUCCAAGCUCAUUCCAUCCAUUUAUUUCACUUCUUUCAUCUUCCAAGGACUUUGUAUUUGGUUCUACGUCACUUUGGCAAUCUUCCACGAGCUGUUGGAGAAACUCAUCGAAGAAGAGGAAGGAUACGAAGAUGAAUCAAGACCUCAAAGAGAUGAAUACCAGAAAAUUCCGACAUCAAGAGUUUUCGAUAAUAGCCGCUAUGUUUGA
Trichomonas vaginalis G3 is the source of this 1272-nucleotide messenger RNA. Its product is annotated as mucolipin family. The record is from RefSeq and is a predicted model, not a curated record. Gene Ontology annotation, cellular component: membrane. The transcript has a single exon. The coding region runs from base 1 to 1272 and encodes 423 amino acids. Gene Ontology annotation, molecular function: NAADP-sensitive calcium-release channel activity. NCBI's taxonomy places the organism in Eukaryota, Parabasalia, Trichomonadida, Trichomonadidae.